Molecule: messenger RNA, 546 nt
Organism: Emiliania huxleyi CCMP1516
Lineage: Eukaryota; Haptophyta; Isochrysidales; Noelaerhabdaceae
Gene: MSRB11
Product: methionine sulfoxide reductase
Exons: 2
Coding region: 1-546 (181 amino acids)
Biological process (GO): protein repair; response to oxidative stress
Molecular function (GO): peptide-methionine (R)-S-oxide reductase activity
Source: RefSeq, a predicted model, not a curated record
AUGUUCCUGCUGGCCCGUCUCUCUCUGAGUGUCGUGCCGACGCGCCGCCUGCUCCCGGCCUGCCGUGCACUGCGCACGACUGCGACACUCAAGGCUGACCUCCCCGACAGCGAGGACGGAUGGCGGACGGUGCUUUCGCCCAACCAGUUUGCGGUGCUACGCGGCUCUGCGACGGAGCCGCCAGGGUUCAGCGAGCAGUAUAAGACCAAGUACCCGUCCGAGGGCGCGUAUGCGUGCGUCGGCUGUGGCGCACCGCUGUACUACGCGCGGCAGAAGUUCAACAGCGGGUGCGGCUGGCCCGCCUUCUACGACGGCGUGCCCGGCGCUAUCGAGGAGCGGCCGGACGCAGACGGCUCACGCGUGGAGAUCGUGUGCGCCACGUGCGAAGGCCACCUCGGCCACGUCUUUAAGGGAGAGGGCUUCCCCACGCCGACGGACGAGCGGCACUGCGUCAACGGCAUCUGCCUGAGGUACGAGCCGACGGCGGAGCAGCCGGCCGAGGUGCAGGCGAUCCCUGCCCUGACACCAAGGCAGAUCCCGGACUGA